This is a messenger RNA of Bombus pyrosoma, 1513 nucleotides long. RefSeq names its product two pore potassium channel protein sup-9. NCBI's taxonomy places the organism in Eukaryota, Metazoa, Arthropoda, Insecta, Hymenoptera, Apidae. Gene Ontology annotation, cellular component: membrane. Gene Ontology annotation, biological process: stabilization of membrane potential; potassium ion transmembrane transport. The transcript has 2 exons. The record is from RefSeq and is a predicted model, not a curated record. Bases 390 to 1409 code for a protein of 339 amino acids. Gene Ontology annotation, molecular function: potassium ion leak channel activity.
AUUGCGGAUUAGAUUCUUAAGUAGCUUAUCGUAAUGGAUUCUGUCCAUCUAGUUCGGUUUAUCUAUCACCAGUUAUUUCGUCUACUUUUCAUGCAACUGUUAGCGCUAGCCCGAUUCAAUAUCUGAAUACCGAAUGCCUACUGUUUUGUCGAAGAAAGUUGAAAAUAUCUCGGAGCGCGCACGUACAUAGCGUUGUAAAUAAAGGGGAUAAAGCCCGCUGGGAAGAGAGUGAGACGGUCACAGAUGUAGAGGAUAGAAAGAAAGAUGAAGCGGCGUGGUCGGACAGAAAUAGAAAAGCAGCACGAAAAUCAUUUAGUCGUGGCCAACGUGUAUCUAAUCCCCCCAGUUUCGAGCAUUGUUUCUCUAUCUUAAUUCGGUGUGCAAAUAAAAUGACGCGCGUCCCGAUAAGAUCUUCCUUGAAAAGUCGAGAUUCCAGUUCGUCGAUGACCGAUCCGGAUCUCAGGGAACGAAUAAAGGAUUAUUGCCGAAAAUUUGUCGCCUUCAUGUGCACUCAGGUUGGCGUCGGUGGACUAGUGGUUGGUUACGCCAUAAUAGGUGCUUUCGGUUUUAUGAUGAUAGAGUCUCAGAGCCAAAUUCCAUCGACAGUCUGCAUUCGGGAACUAAUCAGGAAACAAUUCGCCGAAGAGCUGUGGCUCAGUACUGCCAGCAAUCGGACUAUAAAUAUCUUCGAUAAAACGACAUUUCACACGGUGUCUAACCGAAUUCUGCGUCGUUACCAAGACAACUUCACCGGCGACUACAGGAAAGAGAACUGUAGUGGCUUAACGGCAACUGAUCUGUGGUCCUUUCCAGCAGCCAUGAUGUUCUGCCUUUCUGUGUUCACGAUGAUCGGUUAUGGGACUCUGGUGCCUCAAACUCCCUGGGGAAAGGCGGUUACAGUUAUUUACGCCGUGUUAGGAAUUCCUCUUUACGUUCUGUAUUUCCUUAACAUGGGCAAGGUAUUAGCGCAAACGUUCCGCUCGCUGUACACGUGGCUGCACGAGUGCACCGGCAAACGAAAGCCUGGCCAGAGGAUCACGGUGCCGUCGACAGCGUGCCUCUGGGUAAUAUUCGGAUACGUGCUAAGUGGUUCGAUAAUGUUCGCCGAAUGGGAAGGCUGGAAUUAUUUGGAUAGCGCUUAUUUUUGCGUAACGUCGCUCUGCAAAAUUGGAAUGGGCGAUCUCGUGCCUGGGUGGACACACGGCGAUCUAACCGCUGAUAGCCAAACCAAAUUGAUAAUAAAUUUUGUUUACUUGUUGCUCGGUAUGGGACUGAUCGCUAUGUGUUAUGACUUGAUGAAAGAGGAUGUUUACGUGAAAGCUCGAGAAAUGAAAGAACAGUUCCUGGAGAUUGUCGAUGCCACUCAUUACCAGCUCGAAAUGUGCUGCAAAUCAGAAGUACUGAAUUAAUUCUAAUGAACACUUUUGUCGUUAAACAAUUAAGCACGAACGUGCUUUUUUCAGAAAGAUCUCUUUUUAUCUGUAAAUAUAGUUCCAGUUCUCUUUCCGCUGUA